Molecule: messenger RNA, 739 nt
Organism: Tauraco erythrolophus (red-crested turaco)
Lineage: Eukaryota; Metazoa; Chordata; Aves; Musophagiformes; Musophagidae
Biological process (GO): positive regulation of tyrosine phosphorylation of STAT protein; positive regulation of cytokine production; neutrophil activation
Cellular component (GO): extracellular region
Molecular function (GO): cytokine activity; cytokine receptor binding
Source: RefSeq, a predicted model, not a curated record
AUGAUGUGCAAAGCACUGAUCUUCGGCUGCAUCGCAGCACUAAUGCUUGUGACUGCAGCUUACGGAGCAACUCUAUCAAGAGAAGAGGAGAUAUCUAUCAAGGAGCAACUUCUUAACACUUUAAUAGUAGAUUUAAACCUCCUGGAACAAAGCAAGGAUAAGAUUCAUCUUGACCUUUACACACCAAAUGAGAAACAGGAGUGCAGCUGGCAAACUCUACAAUGUUACCUGUCAGAAAUAGGCACCGUGGAGAAUGAAAUUGAAGAUGAGGAUGCUGAUACUCUUCAAAAUAUCCAAAAGAAUCUCCAGAGUCUUAUGAACCUAAUUCCCCGAGGAACUGGAUGCAAGAUCUGUGAAGCUAAUGACAAGAAAAAGUUUCCUGCAUUUCACCAAGAACUCACCAACUUUCUGAGAUCUAUGCUAAAAUAAUCAGAUAACCAUUUUUAUUUUUACUGCUACAUUAUUUAUUUAAAUAUUUAAUUAUGACUAAUUUAUAUAUUUUGCCCUGUGGCUUACUAGCUUGCUGUCCAUUUUGGGACCACUGUAUGUUCUUAGUCUGAGUGAUAAGACAGUCUGUUCUAAGAUCACAUUUGAUCCUUUCUGUAAGCCCUACGGGCUCAAAAUGAACUUUGGAAAACUAAUUGGUUCUCACUUUGUCAAUAAACUUAGAGACACAACUAUUUAUUGAAAAAACUAUUAAGUUACUUGUAGAUGAUAUUUAAUAAAUUUCAGUAACAUA